Messenger RNA from Acanthopagrus latus (yellowfin seabream), 1845 nucleotides. RefSeq names its product cornifelin-like. The transcript is spliced from 5 exons. The coding region runs from base 653 to 1120 and encodes 155 amino acids. NCBI's taxonomy places the organism in Eukaryota, Metazoa, Chordata, Actinopteri, Spariformes, Sparidae. The record is from RefSeq and is a predicted model, not a curated record.
UCAAGGUGUAUUAAUCUGACUAUGAGAAAUCCGAUCCAGUUUAAUUUUAGUCAGACUAAGGUGUUUACAUGCAUUUCAAAAAUCCGAUCAUAGUUGGACUAACCCAGUAAUUCGGUUUUCUUGAGUUUGAGAUUUGUUCAUGAAAUACCUUCACUGAAGUUUACAAUGUAAAUUGUACUUUCUUUACACCAAAGAAAACCUUGACUUUAAUUUUAGAGAACAAUUAUUCAUUUAUGUUAUUAUACACUGUUCUAACAUUAUGUAGCCUGCAUACUUCCCUCACGCAUCUAUCAAUAACAAGAUACAGUUUAUUAAUGGAGAGGUUCAUGUUUGUACUGGAAUGUGUCAGGAGAAAAGUUUGUAAGGCCUUGCCUGUCCUCCGCUGUCAGAAACUGGGUCGCAUAAACCAAACACCUCUAGCUGGAUGGAUGUUGUUAAUCCAACAUGUUGACUUUUUUGGUCAGGUUCUUGUCAUCAGGCGUUGAAUCCUGGGAAACACCCUGCAGCCGCCUCUGGCCUGCAGAUCCAUCACAUAAGAGCGAAGGUUUUCCUCUCAAAUUGAUGUUAUUUUCAACAAAGACUGCUUCAGAGCCUUCGAGGUUGUCCAUCUCAGUCAGGUUCGUUGUUCACCAUCUGCAGCUAAAGUUGUGCAAUGGCAGAUAAUCACCCCACAGACUGGAAGACUGGUCUCUUUGACUGCUUUGAGGACGCCAGCACUUGCUGCUAUGGUUUCUGGUGCUGUCCUUGCUUGGCCUGCACAGUAUCGGGAAGAUUUGGAGAGAACACGUGUCUCCCAUUGUGCGACAUCAUCAGCCCUGCCAUACUAACAGCCUGCGGGAUACCAGUGGUUGUUCCUCCAGCAGUCUUGUCUCUAAGGGCUGCCAUUCGACACAAAUAUAACAUCAAGGGUUCUCUCUGCAAGGACAUCGGUGUUUCCUGUUUCUGCAUUUGGUGCUCCUGGUGUCAGAUGCAACGUGAGUUAAAACAUCGCAACCAAGCCCCCACCACCGUCAUCAAUGUGCAGACAACCAACAUCAACUUACAGCCUAAUCCAGUGAUGAUGGCUCCAGCACCAGUUGCGUAUGUGAGCCAACCAGGCGUCUUCAUGGCGGCACGCUGAGCCUUUAACAUUUGCUGUUUUUUUUCUUCUUUUUUUAAGAUUACUGGGUAAAAUGAUUUAAUAUUAGUCCAGUAUUUUUUAUGUUUGAAAACAAUUAAAAAGAAAUCUGAUUCUGAUCUGAAAUCUGACCAACAAAACUCAUGAAAUCAAGUUCAAGUUGAUUUCAUUGCUUUUAUUUUUCAUGACUAUAUAAUGUAAAAUCAAAUAGUCAUCUCUUAAUUAAAAUAGGGUGAAAGGAGUCUUAAUUUUACAUAAUAUGUAUUUAAUUCUUGUUUCCUUAUUCAUAUCCAACUCAUUUAGAAUCAGUGUGAUUUCAGAGCCCGUUCUUUUUUUCACCCUGUGGUAAAAAUGAACCCCAGUUUUAGUGGAGUCAUUUGCAGACUGCAUGUACAUGACUGACACAACAGGUCUGGAUAAAUUAUGGUUCUUUAUUUACUACCUCAGAGAAAAACAAAAGAGAAAUUCUUAAAUAACCUCCGUGAAUCUGUAUUUACGAGCAGUUCUUGCACGAUGCGUAAUGUUCUCGUGUGAUUUUGCCAGGUGCUCACGACAGAUGAAAGAUAAUGAGACUAGAAAAUGACAUGUUAGCAGGUUAGACCGGCUUCACAACAAGUGCAGGGCAGUUUCUUUCCUGUUGACUGUCUUCCUUUCACUUUUCUUUCACCUUUUCUCCUGUUCUUCUUUCAAUUAAUCUGUCCAAUCAUGCAAUUUAAUAAAAAAUGUCU